GGGCGCCCGCCGGCUCGCAUGCCGAAGGGCUCCGGGGCGUAGCUGCGCGCCGGGCGCCGCCUCCGGGCUCCUUCGGCCCCGCCAUGGGCUGCUGCAGCUCCGCCUCCUCCGCCGCGCAGAGCUCUAAACGAGAAUGGAAGCCGCUGGAGGACCGCAGCUGUACAGACAUCCCAUGGCUGCUGCUCUUUAUCCUCUUCUGCAUUGGGAUGGGAUUUAUUUGUGGCUUUUCGAUAGCAACAGGUGCAGCAGCGAGACUAGUGUCAGGAUACGACAGCUAUGGAAAUAUCUGUGGGCAGAAAAAUGCCAAGUUGGAAGCAAUACCAAACAGUGGCAUGGACCACACCCAUCGGAAGUAUGUGUUCUUUUUGGAUCCAUGCAAUCUGGACUUGAUAAACCGGAAGAUCAAGUCUAUAGCACUGUGUGUGACAGCAUGUCCAAGACAAGAACUGAAAACCCUAAGUGAUGUUCAGAAGUUUGCAGAGAUGAAUGGAUCAGCACUAUGUAGCUACAACCUAAAGCCUUCUGAAUAUACUACAUCUUCAAAAGCUUCUGUUCUAUGCCCCAAACUACCAGUUCCAGCGAGUGCACCUAUUCCAUUCUUCCAUCGCUGUGCUCCUGUGAACAUUUCCUGCUAUGCCAAGUUUGCAGAGGCCCUGAUCACCUUUGUCAGUGACAAUAGUGUCUUACACAGGCUGAUUAGUGGAGUAAUGACCAGCAAAGAAAUUAUAUUGGGACUUUGCUUGUUAUCACUAGUUCUAUCCAUGAUUCUGAUGGUGAUAAUCAGGUAUAUUUCAAGAGUACUUGUGUGGAUCUUAACGAUUCUGGUCAUAUUGGGUUCACUCGGUGGCACAGGGGUACUGUGGUGGCUGUAUGCAAAGCAAAGAAGGUCUCCCAAAGAAACUGUGAUUCCUGAGCAGCUUCAAAUAGCUGAAGACAAUCUUCGGGCCCUCCUCAUCUAUGCCAUUUCAGCCACAGUGUUCACAGUUAUCUUGUUCCUGAUCAUGCUGGUCAUGCGCAAGCGCGUUGCUCUCACCAUCGCCCUGUUCCACGUGGCUGGCAAGGUCUUCAUUCACUUGCCACUGCUAGUCUUCCAACCCUUUUGGACUUUCUUUGCUCUUGUCUUAUUUUGGGCAUACUGGAUCAUGACACUUCUUUUUCUUGGCACCGCUGGCAGUGCUGUUCAGAAUGAGCAAGGCUUUGUGGAGUUCAGAGUUUCUGGGCCUCUGCAGUACAUGUGGUGGUUCCACGCGGUGGGCCUGAUAUGGAUCAGCGAAUUCAUCCUGGCCUGUCAGCAGAUGACUGUGGCGGGGGCCGUGGUAACAUACUAUUUUACUAGGGAUAAAAGGAAUUUGCCAUUUACACCUAUUUUGGCAUCAGUGAAUCGCCUUAUUCGUUAUCACCUGGGUACGGUGGCAAAAGGAUCUUUCAUUAUCACAUUAGUCAAAAUUCCACGAAUGAUCCUUAUGUACAUGCACAGUCAGCUCAAAGGAAAGGAAAAUGCUUGUGCUCGAUGUGUGCUGAAAUCUUGCAUUUGUUGCCUUUGGUGUCUUGAAAAGUGCCUAAAUUAUCUAAAUCAGAAUGCAUACACAGCCACAGCUAUCAAUAGCACCAACUUCUGCACCUCCGCGAAGGAUGCCUUUGUCAUUCUUGUGGAGAAUGCUUUACGGGUGGCUGCCAUCAACACAGUGGGGGAUUUCAUGUUGUUCCUAGGCAAGGUGCUGAUAGUCUGCAGCACAGGCUUGGCUGGGAUUAUGCUGCUCAACUACCAGCAAGAUUACACAGUCUGGGUGCUGCCUCUGAUCAUCGUCUGCCUCUUUGCUUUCCUAGUCGCUCAUUGCUUCCUGUCCAUUUACGAAAUGGUAGUGGAUGUAUUAUUCUUGUGUUUUGCCAUUGAUACAAAAUACAAUGAUGGGAGCCCUGGCAGAGAAUUCUAUAUGGAUAAAGUGCUGAUGGAGUUUGUGGAAAACAGUAGAAAAGCAAUGAAAGAAGCUGGUAAGGGAGGCGUUGCUGAUGCCAGAGAGCUGAAACCGAUGGCUUCGGGAGCAAGUUCUGCUUGAACCUAGCCGACCGUUACGGAACCCAUUGACAUUCCAAAACAAUAUAUACACAUAACUAUGUAUUUGUGUGUGUGGGUGUGUGUAUAUAUGUAUAUGUAUGUGUGUAUAUAUAUGUAUAUGUAUAUACACACACACACAUAAUCAGCCAAAAUCAGAGAAAAGGAACAGGGAUUUAAUACCUUUUUUAUGCUUAUUUUUGUCAAACAUGUACUCCUUUCAUACGGGUGGCUUUUACAAGGCAACUGCCGUCAUUUAAUGUUUUCAAUUGUAAUUGUCUUAAUGGAAAUGUUAAGAUUCAUAUCUGAUUAACAUUUUUAAUAACUUAGAGGAGAUUUUAACUUUAGUUAUUUAAAUUAGGUAAAAUGAUUGUACCGAAUUCUCUGUCUAAAGUUUAUUCAGGGGUGAUUUCCCUGAUGUGUGCAUAAAAUCAAGGUCUUACUUUACUGAUGCAUAAGUCCUAGCGGGACGAGACUAGGCAUAUGCUUUCAGAUAAAUAAGGAGAUACUCCAAUCAGUUUUCCCCAAUCAAAGAAGCCAUGUCAUUUUACUUUUAGAAACAUACUAGUGGACUCAAUAUGGGAAUUUUCAUAAUAGCUCAUGCAUUUGUCAGCCAACAUUAAAAAGUAACCAACUCCUCAGGUAUUUGUAGUUUACCCUAAGCUUCUAUAAGAGAGUAGGUUAAAAAAGAAAAGGGUAGAUAAUCUUUCUUAUGCAAACUUUGUUCUUAUAGUUUGUCUUUCUUUCAUUUCUUACUUUAGUAGCACCCUCCACACAUUGGUGUGACUGAUUUGAAGGGAAGCUGGGGCGCCCAGCAACUUUAGCCUUUAAGUUUCCGUGUAUUGAUUUACAGAUUAAGUAAUGCUGGGAGGAAUAAAAAAGGGAGAGAAACAUGGAACACAAAGCAUUGCAAAUUCCAGUGCUUGGGCUUCUGCUCCUAAGGAACUUCAGUGGCUCCAGGCUAAGUGGCCAUUUUAUUCAAAUACUUGCUGUAAAAUCUGGAACCAUACUGGCAGGUGCUCCUCUCCUCCGUAAUUCAUUAAGUAUCCAGAAUUCUCCAAUGUUUAACUGAAGAAUUGGUUAUGUUUUGAUCCUCAAGUGUUGAAUAUUCUUUUUGUUUGGGAAUGGGUUUGGGGUU
Messenger RNA from Enhydra lutris kenyoni (northern sea otter), 3191 nucleotides. RefSeq names its product solute carrier family 44 member 1. Lineage: Eukaryota; Metazoa; Chordata; Mammalia; Carnivora; Mustelidae. Gene Ontology annotation, cellular component: plasma membrane. Gene Ontology annotation, biological process: choline transport; transmembrane transport. The transcript has 16 exons. Bases 84 to 2057 code for a protein of 657 amino acids. The record is from RefSeq and is a predicted model, not a curated record. Gene Ontology annotation, molecular function: choline transmembrane transporter activity.